Messenger RNA from Cladophialophora psammophila CBS 110553, 1584 nucleotides. RefSeq lists its product as uncharacterized. The record is from RefSeq and is a predicted model, not a curated record. The transcript has 2 exons. Lineage: Eukaryota; Fungi; Ascomycota; Eurotiomycetes; Chaetothyriales; Herpotrichiellaceae. The coding region runs from base 1 to 1584 and encodes 527 amino acids.
AUGGAAUGCGAAGAGUCGCUGGUACAUCCCGAUCUGCUGGGACAACCCAAAGACGUCUUUCGCGCGAUUGAUGUGGACAAGAUGUGCAUUGUCGAAGCUCCCCAAUCUUCACGCUAUGUCGCCUUGAGCUACCUUUGGGGCAAGAACUUCGCCCAGCUAUUUACAACCUCCAAAAACUUGCCGAAACUGUCGCAACCUGGUGCGCUCGAGAAGGAAAAGUUGCCUCGGACGAUUAAAGACGCCAUCAAGCUCACAAAGAUGCUGCAAGAGAAAUAUCUGUGGACGGAUAGCUUGGCACUGUUGCACGACGACGGAUUUCAGUAUCAUGACGACUGGGUCUAUGCCAGAGCUGCUCUGACCGUGGUUGCCGGUUCGGGCAAGGACGCCAAUGCCGGUCUACCAGGAGUAAGAAAAGAGUCCCGAACAUUCCACCAAGAGAUUGAAGAGGUGAAGCCCGGCCUGCGGCUAAUGGUGUCCCAUCUUGCUGAAGAUUACAUUUCAACCUCACAAUGGGAUUCUCGUGCCUGGACUUUCCAGGAGAGAAUGCUUUCAAGGCGGUGUCUGCUGUUCGUCAACGGGCGGAUAUAUUAUCAGUGUCGGCGGACCACAUUCUGCGAAGAUAUGGAAAUGCCUCGAUCCAAUGGCUGGUCAUUGGACUCAAUCGAUAUGCCCACCAGAAUCUUCCGGGAGAAACCGUUUGUUCAGUUCACCUCAGCAGUGGAACUAUACACCCGACGAGAAUUGACGAACCCCAAUGAUAUCCUGAACGCUUUUGAAGGAGUGCAGCUGGUAUUAGAGAAACGGAUCGGAGAUAAAAUAUACUAUGGCGCCCUCGAGACAAUGAUGGACCCAUCUUUGCUGUGGGAGUCGACGAAAAGGCUAUCUCGACGAGUCGGGUUUCCGAGUUGGUCGUGGUCCGGCUGGAUGGGGGAGAUACAGUGGAAGUUCACCGAGGUGGCUCGAUCUUGGAUUGAGUGGCAUGCUGAUCAGGCCAUUGGUAUCCAUUCGUUCCCCAAACAAGCCUAUGAACGGAUACCGCCGCCUAUACCUCGGCCGGAGUACCUUGGACCGAUGUCGAACCACAACCUAAGCACCCUGCUUCCUUUAUUACACUUUAGAACUGUCACGGCGCAGUUCAAGCUCACCUCGCCGGCGCUUAUUCACAAAUCAGUAAUAUCUCCGUUGAGGAAGAGGCUUACUGGGCCUAGCGCUCUGUCGACAGUACGACCAGCUCCCGCAGAUCCUGGAUUGAUUAGAGCAGGCAUUGCGGAUCGGAAUGGGUUGUGGUGUGGCACUAUUGAUCUUGAUGCGGCCUGGAUGCCACGUGUUGGGACGCCGCUGGAUUUCUUGGUCUUGUCAAGGGUAAGUUCAUUUGCCGAUGAUGAAUUGGCUAUCUGGGAGGGCACAUUACCAGAUGACGUAGAGGACGUGUUAAAUCAGCGGGACUACGGCGUUUAUAUUGUCAUGUUGGUUUCCAAGAGGGGCGGAAUAUACUACCGUGAAGGGUUGGGACGGAUAUUAACAGAGGCGUUGGACAGGGCCCUCGAGCCCGGGCCGAAAUGGGAGGACAUAGUGCUUGGCUGA